Paramormyrops kingsleyae is the source of this 4312-nucleotide messenger RNA. RefSeq names its product Sad1 and UNC84 domain containing 2 (gene sun2). The record is from RefSeq and is a predicted model, not a curated record. Lineage: Eukaryota; Metazoa; Chordata; Actinopteri; Osteoglossiformes; Mormyridae. Gene Ontology annotation, cellular component: meiotic nuclear membrane microtubule tethering complex; nuclear envelope. Gene Ontology annotation, molecular function: protein-membrane adaptor activity.
ACAAGAGGGCGCCCGAGAGGCCGUCUACUCUACAUUCCGACAAAAAUAGAAUAAAGGGGGUGUUUCGUUUUCUGGUGUAACUGUCUUCCUGUCGCUGUCGCCCCACCAGACAUCCGGGUUUACUUCAAACUGGUUUGUUUGAUCAGUAGAAAUUGAGGUUGCACGGCUCAGUCCCAGCGUGACGGUGGGUUAUUGCAGAGAGCAGCUAGCCGUGUUAUCCGGCCGGAGAGCAUAACGCUGACAUCUCGCAGCGCAUCUCAGACGCACCGAAGGCUGCUCCCGUGGCUAACCGGCAAUGUCACGGCGCAGCUCGAGACUCGUGACCACCGGUUACUACCAGGCCGAUGAUGAUGCUGCCAGCACGAGCUCCACCGGCUCCACCGGCCAGAUCUCCUACAGGGAGAGUCCUCUCAGGGUUUUCAAGAAGAAGACGGGGGGGCGCAAGGCGGCGUCGUCGCGCUAUGCGUCCACGGUCACCUCCGCUGAGUCCGUGGGCCAGUUCAGCGAGGAGGCAGCAGGGUACUGGGGACCCCUGAAAAAUAGCUCCUCCUCAUCCUCUGUAAGGAGCUCCAGCGUGGACGGGCCCCUGCCGGCCUCCUCUGCGUUCCCUGGGGCGAGCAGCCUCUCUGAGGUCCAAGAGCACUCGUCUGGAUACUCCUCCUCGGAGGAGGGAGUUUAUGGCCAGCGGUUCGGUUCUGCCCAGCCCUCCGCAAGACCGGAGUUCACAUUCAGCGACGCAAUGCACUCUCCAGCUCGAGCGGCCGCCAUGUUGUUCUGGUGGCUGGGGACGGCCUGGUACAGCCUCACCUCCGGCUGCUCGCUGUUGGACGUGUUCCUGCUCAGCAGACGGACUGCAGCCGUGACGAAGGCCAUCUUGCUUUUCUUUCUCUUCCUCUUCCUGGCAUUUGGCUUGUGGUACUGGUACCCCUAUCUCCCCGGCUUCCUCGCCUCCAGUGCUGGAAGAAAGGCUGGUCCCACUCUCCACAAGCCCAACUCCGCCAUCCUUCAGGAAGGAGCGGCGGCCCCUGACCUGCCGGCGCUCCGGAACGAAAUCCACGGCCAGCUGGUGGAGCAGGAGACGCGCUGGCUGCUGCAGAAGGAGCAGGCGAGGCAGGCGGAGGAGAAGAGGAGUCGGGAGGAUGAGGAGCAGAGGGAGACUGUGCGGAGGGAGAUUUCAUUGUUAAGGCAGGACAGACAAACGCUGCACCAGCAGUUAGAGGUGUUGACAACCGAGCUGAGUGGCCUGAAGUCAUCGCUGAAGAGUGUGGAAAAUGAGCAUCACAGUCGGCUGGGCCGGGAAACAGCCGGAAUAGACAAACAUAUUAGCGACUUGCGGGCCGACGUCCACUCCCUGUACGAGACGACCGACUUGCUGAAGCAGAAAGUGGAAUCCCAACAAGCUGCCAGUGCCAAGCUGAAGGAUGAGCUCACCCAGUGGCUUCUGAAGCACCUGUCUGAGGGCAGAGCAGCCGUCGUGCUCCGGCCUGAGCUGCAGGGGGCGCUGGAGAGCCUGGAGAGGAAGCUGCUGCAGAGGCUGGCGGAGGACCGGGAGCAGGAGAAGCAGGACGCCUGGAGGAGCGUGGGGGAGGCGCUGCAGGGGGAGGGUGUGGGUGCUGUCACAGUGCAGGACGUGCAGCAGAUCGUGCACAGAGCCCUGAGCCUGUACAGAGCGGACAGCAUCGGCAUGGCCGACUAUGCCCUGGAGUCCUCAGGAGCCAGUGUGCUGAACACUCGCUGCUCAGCCACCUACCACACCAGGACGGCCUGCGUCAGCCUCUUCGGCGUGCCGCUGUGGUACCACUCGGAAAGUCCGCGCACCGUCAUCCAGCCGGACCUCUAUCCCGGGAAGUGCUGGGCCUUCCAGGGGAGUGAAGGCUUCCUGGUCAUCGCCCUGUCGUACCCUGUCCACAUUACCCACGUCACCCUGGAGCACCUGCCCAAAGUCCUGUCCCCGACCGGCCACAUUGACAGCGCCCCCCGCGAUUUCUCUGUCUACGGAAUAACAAGUGAGACUGAGGAGGGCACUCUCCUGGGAAAGUUCACGUACGACCAGGACGGAGAACCCAUCCAGACGUUCAAACUGCCGAAGCCCGUGGAGAAGGUGUACCGCAUGGUCGAGUUGCGCAUUCUCACUAACUGGGGUCACCCCGAGUACACGUGCGUGUACCGCUUCAGGGUACACGGAAAGCACCCUAGCAAAUGAAGUGCCCCCCCCCCCACCUGAAAAGGGCAUGCCUCAAGCCCUGGGGCAAGGUUGGAGAGAUCCACAAUCGAGUCACCAUUUCUCUAUGCAAAAAAGGGCGUGGUAUGGUUUCUGUAAAAGCUUGCAGGGGGCGUCCGAGCUUAGCUGUGCUAAACACCUCCAUCAGCAGGAUUUUGGGCUUGGAUCUCGACACCGGACACCUGUCCGUGAGCUGACUUUGCAAAAAAUAAGGCCUGAUAUUCCGCUCUGUCAUGCUGGACAUUGAAGGAGCACAAUAAAACUCAAGCAGACACAUCCACUCGGAGACAAACGGAAUGAGGAUCAAAUACACGUACAAUCCACACGUACAAGUUAAAAUAAUGCAAUUAAAUGUUUGGCAUGUUGCACUAUAUGAGAAAAUAUUUCCUUUAAUGUGUCAUUUUGGAGUCAAUCCAUUUGUUGCACUUGCUGUAUAUUUUCAGUCUGUGUUUGUAUAUACUUAUUAAUGACAAAGGGCUACUAGUCAUUUUAAAGCGUGGAAGGAUGUUUUAUUUAAAAGCGUUAUUCUUUUUUUGUUUCUCAUCUGUUUCUCGCAAAGACUGUCUCUCACUGAUCUAUUAAGUCACUCUUUUGCCUUGAAGUGUAAAUUCAGUAUUACAGUAGUCCAGACCUCUUAGAAGGUGGAACAGUUAGAAAGUUUACCUAUUCUACCCUGUGCAGCCUGGGAUAAGCUCCAGGCCCCCUUAAUCCUGUAAGGGGAGGGAAGAUGGUCUUUUGAAAUCGACGCCUGUUUUCGACUAACGGUCUGAUUCUGGUCGGAUGAGCUCGUACACCCUGUCCCGUCAGCCACCGUCAUUCAGGGCGGCUUGGCUCAAACGUUGCGAGCAGGUAGCGUGUUUUGUCCUAAACUAGGGAGAACGCAGGUGGGGGAUUCUGGUGUGCUCUGGACGUGCGGUCCCAUCACCCUCCAGGCUGAUGAGCUCCAUCCGGGGCGCCUCUGAGAGAUGGCCCAGAAAUUUCCUGUUGGGACGGACAUGUCGGUGUCAUUCUCUUAAAGGAAGCAUUUCCAGUGUCCCUUUUUUCUGACUUUCUCUGUCUUAUGACUCGAGAAGUUUGUAGUCUACCGUGUAUGUUGUGUAUGUCCAGCAUAGCAGUGACACACUUGCUUCUAUAGGGCUGUGUGUUUGACCCGAUUCUGCUCUACCUCCUCCAAACAGUAAACGUGCCACAGGAGUCUGUUUGUCAAGAGGAAUAUACAGGAUUGUGUAAAAGUCUUAGGCAGUAAAAGGAAAUGAUUUUUAGAUCUUUAUCUUGGUGUAAAACUAUGAAUUUAUGUCUGUUGAAGUGUGUCAGCUAAGCCAUUUCAAAACCUUUCCUAAAGUCACCCCAGUACUUCCAGUGACCAUCCAUUACAUCUUUAUUUUAUAUACCAUGUAUUUUUGACUCUGGUAGCUGUACCAACCAAUAACUAAUAAAAUUGAUAAGCUGAGGUGGGGGUGAAAUUUAACAACCACAUGGGAUGACUGAGGUGCCCCUGAGGAGAGGUUUGGGAACUGAAGCGGUGUUUAUCUAGCCAUCCAACUAGAUAUCAGUAACUGUUUGGAGCAGAGAAGAAAUUCUUAGUUUUUAUUGUGUUAUUAAUUUGUGUCUGUUCUAAUGUUGGUGUUUUUCUUCUGAGAAAAUACACACUUACUACCCAUGUAAAUAACUUCAAACAUUUUUGACUGCCUGAAACUUUUGCACUGUACUGCACAUAUGGUGACUAUUCUGAAAUUGCACUUUUGUUCCCCUUAAAAUAUUUUGUUUGCAAAUUGGGAAAACAGAUGUCUAAGAAAGCUUUAAUUGAUGCCAUGUAUUUCCUGUAGUAACCUCUGUUAUUCUGUUAGAUUGCAGCCCCCAUUGCACUGUGCAGGAUCAGGGUGUCGACUCGUCGCCUUAACUUUACGGGGGGGUCAAUCAUAAGUGCUUAUCCCUUUAGUCACAAGUGUGAUCUAUGGUACGUUUCACUGGUAAUUCAUCUUCUCAUUAUUAUCAUUGCUUUGUUGUAUAUUUAAGUUAUGUAAGCCAAGAGGACAAAUUGUCUCAUUGUGUCUAAAGUAAAUAAAAAGAUUGUUUUUGAUUAACCUUUAA